Messenger RNA from Amblyraja radiata (thorny skate), 2881 nucleotides. It is a transcript of the gene reps2, whose product is annotated as RALBP1 associated Eps domain containing 2. Gene Ontology annotation, biological process: endocytosis; endosomal transport. Gene Ontology annotation, molecular function: calcium ion binding; protein binding. NCBI's taxonomy places the organism in Eukaryota, Metazoa, Chordata, Chondrichthyes, Rajiformes, Rajidae. Gene Ontology annotation, cellular component: cytoplasm; plasma membrane. The record is from RefSeq and is a predicted model, not a curated record. The transcript has 19 exons. Bases 222 to 2291 code for a protein of 689 amino acids.
UAAAAAAAAUGGCGGUGGCUGCCGACGCGUGUGGCUGCGGGAGGAAAUAAUAAAAGAAAAUAUUGAAGCGGCGCUGAGCAGAGGAGACCAGUGAAUGAUAAACAGCGAGCGGCAGUUGCAGGAGGAACAGUGCGAACUAAGUUCUGAUCUGGCCAGGCAACUGCUUGUGCCUGCAGUCGAGAGAAGGUGUCCUGGUGUCCGCGAGCGAGGACAGCUGUAGAAUGUCCCGGGAGAGCGCGCGUGCCCCGGGCAUGCUUCUAAGUGACAGCGAGGAGAAUUGCUUCUCCGACCUCUUCUCCUUCGCUUCCUCAGAUGCCGACGACCGGGGCAAAGUUGCCGCCGGAACCAAAGUUGCCGAGUUGUUCCGAGCGUCCCAGCUCCCUCCAGACGCUCUACAUCAGAUCAUGAACCUUUGUGGUGCAAAGAAAUUGGGUUAUUUUGGUCGUGGCCAGUUUUACAUUGCGCUGAAACUAAUAGCUGCAGCCCAAUCUGGCCUUCCGAUACACCUCGAAAGCAUUAACUGUGAAUUGCCAAUUCCGCAGUUCUUCGCCUUGAAGAGUGACAGUGAGACGGAGCACAGCAGUCUUCCCCAAAGUGCAGAAGCUCUUGGUCAACUGACUCAUCCAGUCUCAUUAAAGAGCUCCCCGAGAGGCAUAGACAACGCAACUGCAAAAAUGGAGCCUGUGUCAGCAGCUGCAUUGCCCUUCACUUCUCCUCCUCCUUCACCUUCAUACCAGAAAAAUCAAACAGCCAGCCAAGAUGGAAGACAAAGAGUUGCCUUUGAUCAGAAUAGUGCAGUCUCUCACGAAAGAAGCCCAACUACAGGUUCAGUAGAUGGACAGACCCAUGGGAACUAUGAACCUAAACCUUCCCUUACGUGUUCAUUUUAUGCUCAGAAAGAAACAUCUGUGCAACCUCCAGAUCCAGAACCACAGGAAGAUCCCUCAGACAACACAGAUGACCCCUGGAGGAUAACUAAGGAACAACAAGAGUACUACUUCAAUCAGUUUAAAUCCUUGCAGCCUGAUUUGAAAUCCCUUAUUUCAGGGUUUGUUGCUAAGGAUCUCUUCACCAAGUCAAAGCUUCCUAUCCGAGAACUUUCUCACAUAUGGGAGCUCUCUGAUGUGGAUUGUGAUGGAGCUUUAACACUGUACGAGUUCUGUGCUGCCUUUCACCUAGUCGUUGCCAGGAAAAAUGGCUAUUCACUCCCGGCCACACUCCCUGAGACCCUGCUUCCUGAAUAUUUACAAAGGAGUGAAGUACCUCCAGCAUUGAUGCAUGAAGAUGUACGUUUGUGUUCCCAUGGCAACUUGCCAAUUGAAUCUCAACCAUUACAACAGCAAUGGGCAAACUGGAGCCACAGUGAGGAGAAUGUUGCAGCUGAAUCACUGCCUGCCACAUUACCUGCCAGUCCCCUUCAGCCACCAGAACUGCACUUCUUCAAGGACAAGCCAGAUUUAACUCUAAGCAGAGAUGCAGCUUCGAAACAAAUACCAGAAGAAUGCCAAGUAACGGAAGAUGCAUUCAUCUUAUCUAAAGCAGGUUGUCGAGAACUGGAAUCCAGCCAGAAAAGAAAAACAAGACCCAGAUCAUACUCCAGUACCUCAGCUGAAAAUGCUAUUAAGAAAGGAGAAGUUCCCCCAACGCCACCGCCAAGACUACCCAAAACUCAUUCGAGAGCAUCUUCUCUGGACCUAAAUAAACUUUUUCAGCAAGGCAGUCAAGUGGUAACAUCCGGUUGGUUACGGCCACCACCUGCCAUCCCACCACGACCUCCAAUAGCCAAGAUUGCUCCCUUUCCUGCUAAUGCAAAGGUCAAUAACCUGCCUGCCAAACCGCAAGAGAAGGUCCCGCAGCCGAAUUUUGCAGAUUUCAGCAAGUUCAGUGAACAGGGUAGUAAAGGACCAUUGACAGAAUUGCACAGUCAGGUGAACAAAUCGAACAGUCUUGGGGAAGAAAGUAAUUCUCCAAUUAAGGACACGUCACAUCGCCAGCCUCCAUUGAAACCUCUUCGCAGAAAGCUUCGACCGAAAGACCAGGGAGAAAGCCAGGAGCAGUUACCCCAGUGGAGCACAGCUUCCGGACCAAACGCCAAACCACACCAACAACUGCAAAAAAUAUCAUCCAAGCAGAAAAAAGCCAUUCAAACAGCGAUUCGCAAAAAUAAGGAAGUUAAUAUGGCCCUGGUCAGGUUGAACGGCGAGUUGCAGCAGCAGUUCAAGGAGGUUCGCAAAGAGCGGAUUACAUUGGAGUCACAGUUGGAGCCUCUUCGACCAAUCCCUCACACGUGACUCACCUUCUGGUGUAUAUCUAACGGGAGCUCAAAUAUGAGGACAAUGUAUAUAUUCAUAUUUGGAUAGGAAAGGGCACAAAAGGGGCCAAUAUGACACAAAGACCUCUCAAUACUAUCAUUUUUAUCACAAUGUGUUUGAACACAAAAAUAGAAACAUUUAUAUAAUGCAAACACUAACAUUCUAACUUCAAAAUUGUUCCCUUGUUUGAAGCACAAUCUCAUCUGGCCAUCUUGCAUGAUAAAUAAUAGCAGAGCAAAUCUAAUAUUGGCCCCCUUUCAGAGCACAAUGCAUGUUUGGCUCCCUCACACGUAUUGUAAAUCCAAAUGCAACUUAAAUGGGAAGGCAAAUAGAAUUAUCUGAAAUUUUAUCAACGCAUAUUUUUCACCUUUCCCAUACCUUGAAAUAUCAUUGAUCACUGAAAACCUGGAAACAUGAUUCACAUAUUCCAACCUCCGGAUCCCAACUUCCAUUACAUUUUUCAAAUUUAAGUAUUCGUUAAAUAUAUUGAAUUGUGCAAAAUAUAGCAUUUAUUUCCACAGAAUUGUUUGAUGAAGAUAAUAUGAACAUUAAAGUGGGUGGGUUUUUUU